Closterium sp. NIES-65 is the source of this 5802-nucleotide messenger RNA. The record is from the annotation of a GenBank genome assembly. Lineage: Eukaryota; Viridiplantae; Streptophyta; Zygnematophyceae; Desmidiales; Closteriaceae.
AUGGCUACCCCUAGUGUCCUCACGUUUGACGCUGAGGGACGAGCCGUAGACUUUGAGGUCUGGGUCGACGAACUGCAGCUGUUCCUACUGAGCGAUAGGGCAGACGGCCUCUCUCUCUUUGACCUUACCUCUGGCGCUUCCCCUGCCCCUGCUGCUAAUGCUGACGCCACUGUUCGCUCCCAGUGGGCCACGCGCGACGCUGCUGCACGUCUUGCUGUGCGUCGCCACCUCCCUACCUCCGACCGUGCGCACUUUAGCCAGUACAAGAGUGCUCAGACCUUGUACGACGCUGUAGUCGCGCGCUACUCCUCCCCUGCCACUGCUGCACUGAGCCGUCUCAUGCUGCCGUACCUCUUCCCUGACCUUGCUGCUUUUCCCACCGUAGCUGACUUCAUCACGCACCUCCGCACUAUCACUCGCCUCCCUGACUCCCUUCGCGUAGUCAGGGACCACUUUCUCUCAGUCUGUCCCACCACGCUCACCGUAGACCUCCUCGAAAAGGCCCUCCUAGCGAUAGAGAAGAGCAUCGUCGCUGUAGGAGCCUCUCGAGGUGACCCACGCACCCCCAUCUUUGAGGGGUGUUCUCCCUCCCCCCUGCUGCCCUCUAUUGCCUCUGCUGCUGCGGCCGACCUCCUUGGUCUUGAGUCGGUCAGCGCGGCGUCUGCCCCUAGCGGGAGACGCCGCCCUGGCAAGGGCAAGGGGGGCAAGGGAGCUGGAGGAGCGGGCGGUGGAGGUGGAGGUGGAGGCGGUGGGGGGAGUGGGGGUGGCGGUGGGAGUGGAGGUGGGGGUAGAGGGGUUGGUGGCGGCAGUGGAGGCGGAGGCGGCGGCGGCGGUGGCGGUGGGAGCGGAGGUGGCAGAGGAGGCGACGGUGGAGGCGGCGGCGGAGGCGGCGGCAGUGGUGGAGGCAGCGGAGGAGGCGGAGGCAGUGGGGGUGGCGGUGGAGCUGGUCGCGGGUCGUCGCAGAGGAGUGGCUCCGGUGGUGGCUCGCGCCAGCAGCAGCAGCGCGGUCGUGAGACCCUGUCACCUCAGCAGCUCCGUGAGUGGUACACUGCACGCCAGCGGGGUGGGGGUUUUGGUCCGUGCACCUACGUCCUGCGCACCGGCGACCGUGCGGGUGAGCAGUGUGGGGGUGCGCACCCCACCCAGCGCUGCUUUGGCCGCCUGACGGACGCGUGGCGUCACCAGUUCCCGGAGGCCUCAGAGAUCCCUCGCUGGGGCGAGCUGUCUAGGGCGGGUGUGGCCAUCUUUGAUCUUGACUUUGAUGCUAUUCUUUCUGCCAUGUAUGCUGUGUCUAUUAGUGAUGAGGGUGACUGUUACCGGUGUUUCCCGCCCGAUCCGGGCAUUGAGACUGCUACUCUAGGUACUGGUACGGCGGCUGCCCUGGGUGCGUGCGACGCUGCUGCUCUAGGUGCUGGUGUGUCUGCGUCCUCAGGUACUAGUGAGUCUGCGCUCUCAGGUACUACGUCGGCUUCGGCCUCCCUCACCUUCACCCUUGACUCUGGGGCGUCUCGCUCCUUCUUUCGAGACCGCACCACACUCACGCCGCUUAGUCGGCCGGUUGCGGUGUCUCUGGCUGACCCCUCUGGGGGUCCUGUCCUGUCUCGCUUCUCCACAGUCCUCCCUUGUCCGGCGGCUCCCUCUGGCACCCUGUCUGGUCUCUACCUCCCCUCGUUCUCGACGAACCUGGUGAGUGGUGCUGACCUACAGGAUGGGGGAGUACACCAGUUCACUCCUGCGCGUCAGCGGGUGACGCACUGUUCUGAGGCUAGCACAGGCCGGGACCUGGCUACGUUUACCCGUCAGCCGGGGUCGAGCCUGUACACACUGACCACUGCGUCCUCUCCAGUUGCUGAGUCUGGUAGGGUAGCUGCGUCGGGUCAGGUGUUUGCUGCGGCGUCCAGGUCUGGUCCUGAGUCUGCCCCCUGUUCGUGUCGUCUCCUGUCUCACGAGACUCUCCUCUGGCACCACCGCCUUGGCCACCCCUCUCUGCUUCGGCUCAGAGGCAUGGCCUCCCGUCUUCUUGUGUCUGGUCUCCCCCGGUCCCUCCCUCCCCUUCCUCAGGGCCCUGGCCCUGCCUGUGUCCCCUGUGUCGAGGGGCGCCAGCAGGCUGCCCCCCACUCCUCCCAGUUUCCUCCGACAGAGGCCCCGUUGCAGACGCUUCACAUGGACGUGUGGGGCCCAGCCCUCGUCCGUGGACAGGGUCACGAGCGCUACUUUCUGCUCGUUGUUGACGACUACUCGCGUUACACCACAGUCUUCCCCUUGCGCAGCAAGGGUGAUGUCACUGAGGUGUUGAUCGACUGGAUCCGCGCAGCUCGUCUUCAGCUUAGGCAGCGCUUUAGCUCGGACUUUCCUGUUUUGCGUCUGCACUCGGACAGAGGCGGAGAGUUUUCCUCUGGCCUUCUGCGAGCCUUCUGUCGUGCACGAGGCAUCCGUCAGACCUUCACGCUUCCAGACUCACCGCAGCAAAAUGGGAUUGCUGAGCACCGCAUUGGCAUGGUCAUGGACGUCGCUCGUACGUCUAUGAUGCAUGCGGCUGCCCCCCAUUUUCUGUGGCCGUUUGCGGUCAGGUACGCGGUGCAUCAGCUCAACCUCCACCCCAGGGUCUCCAGGCCGAAGACCUCCCGAGCCCUGCUAUGGAUGGGGAAGGUUGGCGAUGCGUCGGCGUUCCGGGUCUGGGGAUCUCGGGCGUUUGUCCGCGACUUGUCUGCGGACAAGCUGUCCCCUCGUGCUGCUCCUUGCGUCUUCCUGGGGUUCCCCCCUGACGCGCCUGGGUGGCAGUUAUACCACCCCACCUCUCGCCGUGUUCUGUCCUCCCAGGACGUCACGUUUGACGAGUCGGCCCCCUACUACCGCCUUUCCCCUACCGCACUCCGACCCUCCCCCCACCCCCACUCUUCCUGGUACCAGGUAGACGCAGUCGGGCCAGUCGAGAUCACUGGUGACUCUGGUGCUGCUGAGGGUGCUGCCACUGGGGGUGUUGAGCCUGGGGCUGCUGGACCUGGGGAUGCGGGGCCUGGGGGUGCUGCGUCUGGGGGUGUUGAGCCUGGGGGUGCUGAGCCUGGGGGUACUACGUCUGGGGAUGCUGAGCCUGGGGGUGCUGAGCCAAGGCUUACUGAGCCGGGGGGUGCUGAGCCUGGGGGUGCUACGCCUGGGGGUACUGCGUGUGGAGGUGCUCCACCUGGAGGUUCUCCGGGUGCUUCGUCUCGCCGGGAGCCACUCUCUCCACAGGAGCUGCGCGAGUGGUUUGCCCGGCGCUGGCGUCGUGCUGCUGGUGCUGGAGGUUCUUUGGCUGCUGAGGGUGCUGCGGUCGCGGGUCCCGGAGGUGCUCGUACUGGUAGUACUGAAGCUGCUGGGCCUGCGGGUUCGACUGGAGCUGGUGCUGCUGCGGGUGUUGGCGCUGAGACUGCCGCUGGCGGUCCUGCUGGAGGUGCUCCUGGUGCUGCUGGAGGUUCUGGAGCUGCUGGAGGUGCUGCUGGAGCGGGUGCUCCUACUGAGGGUACUGGUGCUGUCCCUGCUGCUUCUGGCGUCGCCACGCGGCCUCGACCGUACUUCGUUCCACUCCUGCAGCAGGUUCUUGGUCUUCCACCUUCUGCUGGUCCUCCUCCUCCCUUAGAGUGUCCACAGCCUGUCCCGUCCCAGCUACAGUUGCAGCCUACCUCCCCUUUGCCUGCUCCUUCUCCCUACACUGGUCCUACUGGAGGUCUUGGUGAGCGUCGUGAGCCUGCGUCUCGCCCUACGUCGCCUGUCCGUCCUGCUCGCGCUAGUGGUCGUAGUUCGCGUGAGCGUCCUCCUCCUGUCCCUGGUACGCACCGGAUGUCUCUGCGUCCGUCCACUGCUCCUCUGCGUGCCCCUUUGCCUUCUCCUCCUGAGUCCUCUCUUCCUGCUCUUCCCGACCCGGAGUCGGACUCUCUUCGUGCUGGCAGUCCUGCUGUCACGCGUCUCCUUGCUACUGUCGUCACUGACCCUUCUUUUGAGUCUACUGCUGCAUCUGCUCUAGUUGCUGAGCUCGUCGACUUUGCUGCUCGCUGUCGCUUAGACUACGCUGCGAGUCUUGUCGCUGAGUUUGAGUCUGUCUGUCCUCCGUCCGUCGGGGGUGAGUGUGCCCUUGGCACGGACGUCCUUGAGGACAGGCAGGAGGAGUUCCAGUGUCUGGCUGCUGCUUCACCUCAUCUCGUGUCCGUACUGCUUACCCCUGAGGGAGACCCGGAUGCACUUGACAUCCCGACUCCGCGCUCUUACGCGGAGGCGAUAGAGGGUCCCUACUCCUCUCAGUGGCAGGCAGCUAUGGAUGCAGAGAUGGCUUCCUGGAAGUCCACAGGCACCUACGUUGACGCUGUCCCCCCUCCUGAGGCGAACAUCGUCAGUGGCAUGUGGAUCUUCAGGGUGAAGCGGCCGUCGGGUUCUCCGCCUGUCUUCAAGGCGCGUUACGUGGCUCGUGGCUUCAGUCAGCGGCAGGGAGAUGACGACUUUCAGACCUUCUCCCCCACCCCGAAGAUGACCAAUCUUCGGGUACUGCUGCACGUUGCUGCUCACCGUGACUACGAGCUGCACUCUCUCGACUUCAGCACAGCUUUCUUGCAGGGCAGCCUGCACGAGGAGAUCUGGCUGCGUCGCCCACCUGGCUUCACUGGGUCUUUCCCUCCUGGUACCCAGUGGAGUCUCCGGCGUCCAAGCUACGGUCUCCGCCAGGCGCCACGUGAGUGGCAUGACACACUGAGGACUACGCUUGCGGCUCUUGGGUUUGCUCCUUCUACUGCUGACCCGUCGCUGUUUCUGCGCACCGACACCUCUCUGCCGCCGUUCUACAUCCUCGUGUACGUCGACGACUUGGUCUUCGCCACAGCUGACACUGCUGGACUCGCCUACGUGAAGUCCGAGCUGCAGAAGAGACACACGUGCACAGACCUGGGUGAACUGCGCAGCUACCUUGGCUUGCAGCUCACCCGGGACAGAGCACGCCGCACCAUUACCCUGACUCAGUCACACAUGGUGCAGCAGGUCCUUCAGCACUUCGGCUUCACGUACUCCUCGCCUCAGGCCACUCCUCUGCCUACUCGCCACUCGCUCUCAGCUCUGCCUUCGGAUGAGUCCGUAGAGUCGAGUGGCCCGUACCCAGAGCUUGUUGGCUGCCUCAUGUACCUGAUGACCUGCACACGUCCUGACCUUGCAUACCCUCUUAGCAUUCUCGCACGCUAUGUUGCUCCUGGGAGACACCGACCAGAGCACAUGGCUGCAGCGAAGAGGGUGUUGCGCUACUUGUGCAGUACGUCGGGCAUGGGGCUAGUGCUUGGAGGGCGGAGUCCAGUAGUCCUUACUGGACACGCGGACGCUUCUUGGGCUGACGACCAGGCUACGCAGCGGUCGUCACAGGGUUACACCUUCAGCCUUGGUUCCGGCUCUGUUUCGUGGCGGGCUACUCGCUCGUCUUCUGUUCUCGGCUCCAGUUGUGAGGCUGAGAUCUACGCUGGGGCCAUGGCUGCACAGGAGCUUUGCUGGCUCACCUACCUGCUGACCGACCUUGGAGAGCCGCCUCGUUCUCCUCCAGUCCUGUACGUAGACAACAAGGCCAUGCUGGCCUUGUGUCGAGAGCAGCGACUGGAGCACAGAACGAAGCACAUUGCUCUCCGCUACUUUCUUGCUCGUGAGCUACAGCAGCGUGGACAGUUGCGGCUUGCGUACGUGGCCUCUGAGGCCAACAUUGCUGAUGUCUUCACCAAGGCACUUGCGCCUUGUGAUCAUCAACGCUUCUGCACUCAGCUGGGUCUUGUGCUCGUCUUGCCUCACUUGCUCUCCUCUUGA